Messenger RNA from Hibiscus syriacus, 1425 nucleotides. RefSeq names its product poly(U)-specific endoribonuclease-B-like. Lineage: Eukaryota; Viridiplantae; Streptophyta; Magnoliopsida; Malvales; Malvaceae. The transcript has 6 exons. The record is from RefSeq and is a predicted model, not a curated record. The coding region runs from base 9 to 1220 and encodes 403 amino acids. Gene Ontology annotation, molecular function: RNA endonuclease activity.
UGUUGAAUAUGGAUGGACUAACCAAGGGUCUCAACGACGUUGUUAUCGAAGGUGGUGAUGGCCGCUACGGCGAAUGCGAGAAACUAGAUGAACGCUCCAGAUCCAGUUGGGCGCAGGUGGUGUCGGGGGAUCAUGAUAACCAACAUCGUCGUCCGUCUCAACGGAGAAAACAGGAGCAGAGUAAAGAGGAUGACGAGGGCCGGCAGGUUUCGGGUUCAAGACCUUCUAGGAGACCCCAAAAUGAGCACGGAAAGGAGAAUAACGAUGGAUGGGAAACUCUUGGUAGAAAGCCUCGAAGACGACCACAUAAGGUUCAUAAGGAUCACUGGCAAGGGUAUAAACGACUUCCCAAUGAGCAACAAUAUGCCGACGAGGUCGGAACAGGUACUAGCAUUGAACCUUCAGAAGAGGAACUUUCUGAUUUGUCACAAGCUUGCAACAGGCUGUGGCAACUUGAUUUAAACCGUUUGGAACCUGAAAAGGAUUACCAGAUUGACUGUGGUGAAGAGAAGAAGGUUCACCAGAAGGGAGAUAUGGCAGAAGACAGCCUAUUUUAUUCUCUGAGUGAAGACAUAUUUAGAAGACCUACAUUCUCUCGUUUCUGUGCUCUCUUAGAUAAUUACAACCCUAAUGUUGGGUGCAAAGAAGUUGUCACAAUUGAGGAGAUACAAGAGCAGACUGCUUUCAUAGAAGAAAUCAGUAGAACUGCACCUAUUAAAUAUCUUUACAUGUACCUUUCUUUUAAGGGCAUUGUAUCUGAAAACUAUCAAGAUUUCAAAAGAAUGUUGACAAAGUUAUGGUUUGAUCUUUAUGGUCGAGGCGGAACAUCUGGUUCCUCUUCGGCUUUCGAACAUGUUUUCGUUGGAGAAAUCAAGCAAUGUGGUGGGGAAGAAGUCACUGGCUUCCACAAUUGGCUUCAGUUUUACCAAGAAGAAGCAAAAGGAAGAGUUGAUUAUCAAGGUUAUAUAUUACCCCGAAGACGAGGGGAAACCCCAGACUCUGAAACACAGUUGCUUACAAUUCAGUUCCAAUGGAAUGGGGUCCUUAAAGCUGUGUCAACCACAUUGAUUGGUGUCAGCCCUGAGUUUGAAAUUGCUCUCUAUACUCUGUGUUUCUUUGGGGGUGAAAAGGAUAACCAUGUACAGCUCGGUCCAUACUCGGUUAACAUCAAAUGCUACCGGUUCGGGGAUAAAAUCAGUUCCGUGUUUCCGAUAGCAUAAUGCUUGAUUCUCAGCUCUAUGUAUUACUAGUAUUAUCAAGAACCCACAGAAACACUAAACACAUGUUUGUGUUUCUUGGAUCAUGUACUUCCAAAUUUUGGUAAUAAUGCAUGUAUAAAACUUAGGUACAUUGCUGGUAUGUAUUCCCCUAUGGCUUAAUCUUAUGAUGAAUGAGGAAUCAAAUUCUGCAAUAUAGUUUUGAACU